Molecule: messenger RNA, 3866 nt
Organism: Scleropages formosus (Asian bonytongue)
Lineage: Eukaryota; Metazoa; Chordata; Actinopteri; Osteoglossiformes; Osteoglossidae
Gene: vps50
Product: VPS50 subunit of EARP/GARPII complex
Exons: 28
Coding region: 116-3010 (964 amino acids)
Biological process (GO): retrograde transport, endosome to Golgi; endocytic recycling
Cellular component (GO): EARP complex
Molecular function (GO): SNARE binding
Source: RefSeq, a predicted model, not a curated record
UUUAACCAACAUGGCGUCCCUUCCAAAUUUCAGAAUUUAGAAGUUCGGGGCGGGAGGGUUAAUGCGCGUUAUCCUCAUUUUGUAACUCGAAUUUUCCACUCGGACACAUACUACAAUGCAAAAGAUAAAGUCCCUAAUGGCCCGGCAGGGUCUGAAAAGUCCGCAGGAGAGCAUGACGGACCUCAGCCCCGUGGAGAACUUCCGCAUUCCUAGCAAGGAGGAGCUGAGGGAGCUGCGGGAGCAGCCAGUCGACCCCCAGGCGGAGCAGGAAAUAAUUAACAGCAUCGAGGAGGUUUAUUUCUCUGGCGACUCCUUUGACAUGGUGCGGCAUGAGCUGGAGAAACUGCCACCUGAGCUCAAUCUUCAGGAACUGGAAGAAUACCGAGACAAAUUGAAACGGCAGCAGGCAGCAGUCUCUAAAAAGGUUGCUGACCUCAUCCUGGAAAAGCAGCCUUCCUAUGUAAAGGAGCUGGAGAGGGUGACUUCGCUGCAGACGAACCUGCAGCUGGCAGCGGUGAUCUGCACUAAUGCAAGAAGACAGUUGAGCUUUGCCAAGGAAGGUUUCACGGAGGCCAGUCUGGGGCUCCUUGCCAACCAGAGGAGGAGGCAGCUGCUCACUGGCUUGCUCAAGUCACUGAGGACCAUAAAGACUCUGCAAAGAACAGAUGUGCGGUUGAGCGAGAUGUUGGAGGAGGAGGAUUACCCAGGUGCAAUCCAGUUGUGCCUAGAAUGCCAGAAGGCUGCCAGUACGUUCAAACACUACAGCUGCAUAAGUGAACUGAAUUCUAAGCUCCAAGACACCCUGGAACAAAUUGAGGAACAGUUGGAUGUGGCCUUGUCGAAAACCUGCAAACACUUUGAUGUCGCUCACUACAACAAGGUUCAGCUGGCUUACUCUCUCCUGGGGAAGACGCAAACAGCCAUGGACCAGCUACAUAUGCACUUCACGCAAGCAAUCCACAACACGGUGUUCCAGGUGGUGUUGGGAUAUGUGGAGCUUUGCGCUGGGAAUGCAGACACUAAAUUUCAGAAGAUGCAGUACAAGGAUCUGUGCACACACAUUACUCCAGACAGCUACAUCCCAUGUUUGACAGACCUCUGCAAGGCAUUGUGGGAAGUAAUGCUUAGCUACCAUCGCACGAUGCAGUGGCACGAGGACCAUGACAAUGAGGAAGGAGUACCUGUUACAGAUGGCAAUGGCACUUUGGGGGCAGAUGAGUCUGUGUUCGACCGCAGCUACGUGAAAAAGAAGCUAGAACACGGACUGACGCGGAUCUGGCAGGACGUACAGCUGAAAGUGAAAGCCUAUUUGCUGGGAACAGAUAUGUCCAACUUCAAAUACGACGACUUCAUCUUUGUCCUGGACAUCAUCAGCAGGCUUAUGCAGGUGGGAGAGGAGUUCUGCAGCAGUCGAUCCGAGGUCUUGCAAGAGUCCGUCAAAAAGCAGAGUGUCAACUACUUCAAGAAUUACCACAGAACUCGACUGGAGGAGCUGAGGAUGUUUCUUGAAAAUGAAACUUGGGAAUUAUGUCCUGUGAAAUCCAACUUCAACAUCAUGCAACUUCACGAGUUCAAAUUCAUGGGCCAGUCGCGUUCCCCGUCUGUGUCCCCGAGCCGGCAGGCCUCAGCCGCAAACCCGGCCGAAGUCCCGCUCUUUAAGCAGUACUACCAAGGAGGGAACCCCUUCGAGAUGCACAUCGACAAUAAAGAAGAGGAAACGGAGGAUGUACUGGCUUCCAAUGGGUAUGAGUCGGAUGAGCUGGAUAAGAGCAUAUACCAGGACUAUGACAGCGACAGCGAUGUUCCUGAGGAGUUGAAGAGAGACUAUGUAGAUGAGCAGACUGGAGAUGUCCCAGUGAAGAGUGUGUCUCGCGAAACCAUACGGAGCCGGAAGAAGUCCGACUAUGGCCUUAAUAAGCUUAACGCACCUAUCCUGACCAACACCACCCUGAAUGUAAUCAGGCUCGUUGGAAAGUACAUGCAGAUGAUGAACAUUCUGAAGCCCAUUGCGUUUGAUGUCAUCCACUGCAUGUCCCAGCUCUUUGACUACUACCUGUAUGCAGUGUACACCUUUUUUGGGCGGAAUGAUAUGUAUGAGUCAUCUGGGCUGGGGCUCAUCAGCAGCCGACUGCGGACCACACUCAACAGGAUACAGGAAAGCCUCAUCGACAUGGAGGCAGCAACGGAGUCAGCUGGAGCCCAUGGAACCUCAGAGGAGCGGAAGGAAAAGGUGCCGAGCCCCCACCUUAGCCAGCUGGUGGUCCUGACUGCCAGUGGGACCCUCUACGGCCUGGCUGAGAGAGUCGUGGCCACAGAGUCACUGGUGUUUCUGGCUGAGCAGUUCGAGUUCUUGCAGUCUCAUCUGGACACGGUGAUGCCAGCAGCUAAGAAGCCCUUCCUCCAGCAGUUUUAUUCCCAGACGGUGUCCACAGCCAGUGAGCUGCGUAAACCUAUUUACUGGAUCGUGGCAGCCAAAGCCAUAGAUUAUGAACAGAUGCUGCUGCUCAUGACAGGUGUUAAGUGGGACAUUAAGGAAAUCAUGUCACAACACAACAUAUACGUGGAUGUCCUUUUGAAGGAGUUUGAGCAGUUUAACAAGCGGCUGGGGGAUGUUUCCAAGCACGUGAGGAUCCCCCUACCUGUGGCCAAUGUCCUGUGGGAGCACUGCAUUCGCCUGGCAAACCGGACCCUGGUGGAGGGAUAUGCUAAUGUGAAGAAAUGCAGUAAUGAGGGACGCGCCUUAAUGCAGCUGGACUUCCAGCAGUUCCUCAUGAAACUGGAGAAGCUGACCGACAUCCGGCCCAUUCCUGACAAGGAGUUUGUGGAGACCUACAUCAAGGCCUACUAUCUGACCGAGAACGACAUGGAGCAGUUCAUCAAGAACCACAGGGAAUACUCCAUGAAGCAGCUGACCAAUCUGGUGAAUGUUUGCCUGGGGUCUCACAUAAACAAGAAGGCGAGACAAAAGCUCCUUGCUGCCAUCGAUGACAUCGACAGACCGAAGAGAUAGCUUCACCAAAAUAUCUCCAGUGCUAAUGGCGUGUACAUGGAAAGAAAAACGACUCCUGUUUGUACAUUGGGCAUGUUCAUCAUUUUGAAACAUUGAUAUUAAAAGCAUCCUUCCUGCUUUGUGGCUGCAGCUUUUUUCUAGCAAGAUUGUAAUAUAUGCUGAACAUUGUUUCAAAGUGUGGCUUAACGGACAGUCUUACUUGAAAUUCAUCUGAAGUUUUUGUUUUUUUUUUUGUUAAGAGUUAAGAAUUCUUAACGUGCCGCUUGUUUUCGUAUUUCAGUCCUUGUGUUUGUCCUGUUCUGCGAGUCCAGGGUAUAUACUCUAAGUUGUUUUUGAUACCUUCAUCCAUUGACUAAUCAUGUUUGUAACUUCACAAGCUGUAAGCGGAUGUAGUUGAUUUAAGCUGAUUUAGUAAACUUCAUAGCUGCUAUCCGUGAGCUACCUGUAAUUUGUCUCGACUUCGUAUAUUUGUCUGUUACUAUUUAUGAAUUUUUGUUUUCUCUAAUGAUUAAUAACAAAUAUGACAUUAGACAAUACACUGAUACUGACAAAUACUGCAUUCUGUUGUCUUCUCGUUGAUAAAAACAAUAGUCUAACAAAAUGAUGUAGAAAACUCUUGGACAUUUAAUAAUUCAUCUUCGCAGCUGUGUAUUGUGGCUGGUUUCUGGGAACCAUGUAAGUUUCUUAUACCACAUGUUUUGAACAUCAGCAAGCUACACCGUACUUUUGCAGUUCUGUGACUUGGUUACAUAUUGCUUACUAAAUUUCAAGUGUGAAUUAGCUCUUGUGUAGGAAAAAAAACCGUGUAAGUGGACUGUCUUAAGGAAUGUCAAAUAAAAUGAAUUCUGAAACAUCC